GUAACUUGACGAUACAUUAUUAUUACACUGAGUAAAAAACCUUUAGACUUUUUGAACUAUGGAUACUUUUCAUGUACAGCAGUUGCCAUACGUAAAUCCCAGUGAUAUCUAUAAGAAUAAAGAAGGACCUGUGAGUCAAAGCAGUCUACCAAACGAUCAUAGUAAUGUACCCAACAGAGCCCCAAAGUGCGCAAGGUGUCGAAAUCAUGGUGAAAUCAAUGUUUUGAAAGGUCAUAAACGAUUUUGCAAAUGGAAGAAUUGCGAAUGUGUUAAGUGUAACUUGAUUGCAGAAAGACAAAGAGUUAUGGCUGCUCAAGUGGCACUACGCCGACAACAAGCUCAAGAAUCUCAUCUAAUCAAUGCAAAACGUAAUUUAUAUGCAGAGUACACUGAUGUUGUUCAAGCACCCAAACGAAUCAAGUUUGAAACAGAUUUAAUCACGCCGACAUUUGACAGGACUUGUUUGGAAUCGCACUUAGAUAAGAACAGUGCUUGCAUGGAAAACUGCAAAACUACAAAUAACAGUGAUACAACUUCAGGAUGUUUCUCAUUAUCUCCGACCAGUGAUGCCGCGACUACUCCAGAUUACUCGAAUACAGCUAGUGAUAAAUGUGGCCAAGUUUUGCCAAUUCAUUCUACUCCAGUGAGAAAUUUUCCCAAAUUAGGCCAGAAAGAUAAUUUGGAAAUAAAACGAAACGACUCAUGUUACAUUGAAUCUUGUGAAAAUUCAAUGAGAAGGACGUUCCAUGCAUUGGUUCGAACAUUUCCUACAAUUCUUCCAACUACGAUUCUUGAAACAUUGAACGAAUGUGAUGAUAAUGUUAUCAAAACAAUGGAAGAGUUAUUGAAGAAAAGAUCUGCUUACUCAACAGAGUCAGCAAAUGCUGAAGCAUGUUCUCGCCUACCAAAGCAGUUACCCUGUUACCCUGGAUUACUGGGAUAUAAUUCAACAGUUUUACCAACAUCAUUCAACCCAUCGAUUUUUUUCCAGACAGACUUGCUGAAAAGAUAUCCCUUUGUUCCAUCAUUUAUCAACCCCUAUUCUAGUGUCCAAAGAAAUUUAGUAUAAAUAUUUUGUAAAGAAGGUUUUGUGGGCUGACGAAAAUUACAUUUUAGGACGAGGAAACAUGGGUGCAUGGAUGGAAAUGACACAUAAUUAAAACGCUCUAGAAGUUAUUUACCGACAAUUUAUUUUUGCCUGCAAUACUUUUUUUAUUAUUUUUCUUGUGCAUGAAUCAUAUAUUUUAUUUGAGCAAAAUAAAUUAAAAUAUCAUUAUGAGUCAAGAUCGUAGCCAGCCCA
Messenger RNA from Styela clava, 1300 nucleotides. RefSeq names its product doublesex- and mab-3-related transcription factor A2-like. The record is from RefSeq and is a predicted model, not a curated record. Gene Ontology annotation, molecular function: RNA polymerase II cis-regulatory region sequence-specific DNA binding; DNA-binding transcription factor activity, RNA polymerase II-specific. Gene Ontology annotation, cellular component: nucleus. NCBI's taxonomy places the organism in Eukaryota, Metazoa, Chordata, Ascidiacea, Stolidobranchia, Styelidae. Gene Ontology annotation, biological process: sex differentiation; regulation of transcription by RNA polymerase II.